This is a messenger RNA of Lemur catta (Ring-tailed lemur), 4337 nucleotides long. RefSeq names its product golgi reassembly stacking protein 1 (gene GORASP1). Gene Ontology annotation, molecular function: protein binding. Gene Ontology annotation, biological process: Golgi organization. Lineage: Eukaryota; Metazoa; Chordata; Mammalia; Primates; Lemuridae. Gene Ontology annotation, cellular component: Golgi apparatus. The record is from RefSeq and is a predicted model, not a curated record. The transcript has 9 exons. The coding region runs from base 1377 to 2549 and encodes 390 amino acids.
UGCCACCAUGCCUGGCUAUUUUAUUUUUAUUUUUAUUUUUAUAGAGAUGAGGUCUCACUAUGUUGCCCAAGCUUGUCCUAUGGUUUUUAAAAGACCCCUGAAGAGACACAGGGCAGGGCCCAGAGCUCCCUUCCUUGCAACUGGGAGCAACUCACCCUCUGGGCCAGGCCAGUUAGGGCUGGGGUUGGUUGCUGGGCUCACUCCCAUUGGAAGCCAUGCAGCUUCUGGAGGUGACAAGCAAGGGCUUAAUUGGUGACAGUGCCAGAAGGGAGUUCUAAUUCCAGGGGCAAACUGGCCCUGAUACAAAGGCUCAGCAGUUUGUUCUCAGCUGGUUCUCUGUGAGCUCUCCUUCAGCUUGGGGAAUCUAAGGCUGGAGGGGCUGAUGGUGGGUAGCAGGAGCCACAGGGCCUUCCCCCGAGGGAGCAGCAAGAACCCGAGACCACAUGAGCCCUGUGCCCUCUUGGCUGGGGCCUGGCCUGACCAAUGGGUCAUCAAGUGCCCACAGCCAAAGGCCUGAGGGUGUGGGCCCACCUUCAGAGUCCAGGACCUUGGGACAAAGGCCAUAUUGUUUGAGCAAGGCUCUGUAAAAUAGGGCCUUUGAGAUGAAUUUCUGCCACAGCCUGCAAGGGCUGAUUGUUGUGCUUUUAGAGACAGCAGCGAGCUGGGGAGUUCGGGGAGGGACAGGGAGCAUCCUGGGGCUGGGAAUGCCUCCUGGAGAAGGUCUUCCGCAUGGGCAUGGAGGCGAGACUGAGGCUGGGGCUAUAGCUGAGCCGCUGGAGAGGCUCCUCAGGCCACAGCCAGGCUGCAGGGAUUGGUACUGCUUCCCCACCAGGCUCCCCAGCUCAUGUGAGUCCUGCCCCUGGGGUCUGCUCUCCUGUGCCAGCAUGGCUCAGUGGCUCUCAUCACCUGCUAGACUGAGCCUGGGUCUGCCAACUCAGGGUCUGGGGUCCCCUGGGAUCUGGCCACAGACUGCCCUUCCCACUCUUUCUGGGCACAGUCUUGGUUGCAUCCUUCCUGGGGCCUGCCCGCUUCCACUGCAGUCGGGCCCUCCCUUUUUGUCCAGUCUACACCUUUCUGGUAAACCCUCUUGGCUUGCCAGCCAGCCCCAGCCCAGUGCUCUGGGGCAGCAUUCCCACAGGCCUGUGUCGGCUUGUCUCCCUGCUGCCUCGGGUAGUCCCCAAGGCUGCCCUGGGCCGUGAGCCUCUCUAGAAGCAUCUGUGCAUCAUGAUCAGGAAAGAACCAUUUUCCUAAGAAGAGGAUUGGUGCCCAGGAAGGUGCAGGAGAACUCACCGGCCCAGAAGGCGGGCCUGGAGGCCUACUUUGACUUCAUCCUCACCAUUGGGCAUGCGAGGCUGAAUGAGGAUAAUGACACACUGAUGGCGCUGCUGAAGGCCAAUGUGGAGAAGCCUGUGAAGCUAGAGGUGUUCAGUACGAAGACCAUGAGGGUGCGCGAGGUGGAGGUGGUGCCCAGCAACAUGUGGGGCGGCCGGGGCCUGCUGGGUGCCAGUGUGCGCUUCUGCAGCUUCAGCAGGGCCCACGAGUACGUGUGGCACGUGCUGAAUGUGGAACCAUGUUCACCUGCCGCCCUUGCCGGCCUGCAGCCCUACACAGACUAUGUGAUUGGUGCAGACCAGCUCCUCCAGGAGUCUGAAGACUUCUUUACGCUCAUCGAGUCCCAUGAAGGGAGGCCCUUGAAGCUGAUGAUUUAUAACACUGAGACUGACUCCUGCCGGGAGGUGACUCUAACUCCCAAUGCAGCCUGGGGUGGAGACGGCAGUCUGGGGUGUGGCAUCGGCUACGGGUAUCUACACCGGAUCCCAACUCGGCCCCCCAGCUACCACAAGAAGCCGCCUACUGCACCACCACCGGGUGCCCCACCACCGGGUGCCCCGCCACCGGGUGCCCCGCCACCUGGUGCCCUGCCACCUGGACCCAUCCCACUGGACUCUCCUGCCCUGGAGAUAUGUUCCAGGCAGAGUGAAUACGUGGAGGCCCUAUUGCAGGCCCCUGGCUCCUCCAUGAAGGGCCCACUUCCUGGGCCUGGGAAUCUCAGCCAUGAUGCUCCAGACCUUGGGGGACUUCCACGUUCCUUGGAGACUCCUCUUCACCCUCCACCUCCAGUGCAGCGAGUCAUGGACCCAGGCUUCCUGGACGUGUCAGGUAUUUCACUCUCGGACAGCAGCAAUGCCAGCGUGUGGCCCAGCCUGCCCUCUUCCACAGUGCUGACUUCCACAGCUGUCUCAGCCUCAGGGCCAGAGGAUGUCUGCUCUAGCAACAGUUCUCACGAGCGGGGCGGUGAGACCACGUGGUCUGGGUCAGAGUUUGAGGUCUCCUUCCUGGACAGCCCAGGUGCCCAAGCCCAGCUGGAUCACCUACCUCAGCUGACCCUUCCCGACAGUCUCACCUCUGCAGCCUCACCAGAAGACGGGCUAUCUGCCGAGCUGCUUGAAGCCCAGGCUGAGGAGGAGCCAGCAAGCACAGAGAGCUCAGAUUUCGGGGUGGAGGUUGAGGGGCUGGCCAAACAGGCCCAAGUCUCUACCCCAGAAUAAUACCCUGGGCUGUGACAGGGCUCUUAAUGACAUUUCAUGAGGCCCAGAUGUGGGCAGGCAGCCCAGCUCCUGCGUGAUCCCAUCCCUGUAUGUUCAGCUUCCUAGGCAGCAGUUCCAGGUGACGUGCAGGGACUUCUGCUGGCAGGGGGCUUGUGUGUCUGCUCAGGCCCUACUUCUGGUUUCUGGGAGAUGACCUCCCAGCAUUUAUCCUGACUGAUUUCCUGGUUUGGGGGGUUUCAAAGAAGUCCUUCUGGGGGGAUAGAGGGCUGGGAAUAGCACCCCGGACUAUGUUUUGUAGGAGAUAGGGGAAGGGGAAGGAUUCGCUGCUUAGGUGGGAUAUGAAGCCUUAGUGUAUAGUCAAGAGGAGGUCAUCUUAUGGCCAUGCCCCCUUGGGUCCAGUGCUUGUUCCUGCUCUGGUCACUGGUGCUACCCAGGAGGCAGCAGAGUCAGGUCAUAAUCUAGCAUGUAGACGGGGUGAGGAAGGAAAAGGGUUGGUGUUGAGUGUUGGCCUGAUUGCUUUGAUCAUUCCUGCAUAGCUCAGCCAGCUCUGUCUGUACUGGAAGGGGCCCCCAAACACCCAUCACUGACUCUGUCAAGUGCCCGCAUCCCUAUGCUACACUGCCAGUUGGCUCAGGUUAGCCAACAUGCCAGUCAUGGUUGGAGGAGAGAGGCAGUGUACUUGCCCACCUCUCCUGGAGGGAGGCGGGUUGGAAGUUCUAGGCCCUUUAGUAGCAGAGACCCACUUGUGCCAGAGACCAUGAUGCUUCUUCUUCCCCAGGGUCUACAUGCCACAGAGCUAGUAUCCGCAGUGGCGACACCUGCUAGCUCCCAAACUUAACACUACUAUGUCUUCUAAAUAUACAAGGCAUCCAAAUAGCCCCAAUAGUGAAUUAAAGUUGCAAAUUAAAGUUCACCAUCCUAAGCAGACUCUCAAAGCCAACGGGGUCUCUUCACAUACAGCCCCCAACCCAAGGAGAAAUUAGGGGCAUAGACAAGAGUGGGUAAGGGCCCUUCUGUUCUUUCCUAUAGUAUGGGAGGAAGCUGUUCUGCCCACCCCCAGGUGCCUUUGGAGGCUAAGGCUAGGGACUCAGUUCCUGUGGAGGAGGGAUGGCCCCUUACCAGCUGCAGUCUCAUACUGCUUUGACUGGAUCCUCACCGUCCUAUCCAUGCUCCUUGCUAAUAACUGUGAAAGCUGCCUCUGGCCUUGUCUUCUAGCCUCUUCCCAGUUUAAAGUCUCACCUUUGUAGCAUGAUUUGUAAUGUUGGUGUAUGUAUAGGGAACUCACAAGCUCUGGCAGGUCUGCAGGACAAGGGCUGUCUGUUCCCGGGUGGGUGGGCACAGACCAACUAUAUGGAGAGGGCCCCAAAUCAACAAACACUAAGUUUUAGGCACUGUGACUACAUUUAAAGCAAACCCUUGUCAAGCCUACCAGAGCAGCCAAUAAGUGUGCAGAACAGUGAGCCAUUGUUGUGUCCUGGAUUGUCUGGGAGCCCCGUGUCCAGUCUGCAGGAAUGCAGGAAGUAGAACAGGAUUGCCACAGGGCUGUUCUGGGGCCAGCUUCCCUUAACUCUAGCCUGGCAGUCGGACCCACAGUUGCCCUCACCUGAAGGUUCUGGCUCUUCCCUCCCUCAUUUUUACUUUCCCCUCCCACUUAAACUGGGGGAUAAAAUGGGUAACAAUCCUACUUUCCAGGGUGGACAUGAAACCAGAGGUUUCUUACUUUUCUCUGUAAUCUAUAAAGGAAAAUGACAAGUGAAAAAAAAUAAAUGUGUACUACACUUUGAAAUA